AUGGGAUACUUUUGUGUAUUCAACAAGAAAGGAUUGGUUGUCCAUGAGGAAGGAAGGAUGCCUGAAUAUCUCAACCAGGUAAUAGCAUCUCUGGACAUGUCCAGGCUUGCUGAUUCAAGAAAAAUCAGAAACCAGAUUAUGGAAUAUGAAAUUAGAGGUCCACUUGUAUAUUUGAGCAUAUCCAGGACUCCCAGUCUCAAGGCAGCUGUUUGCGAUUAUCUUGGUGAGAGUGAGCAGAAGACACAUCAAGAGGAUAAAAAGAAAGCAGACAAAGGGCAUAAGAAAAGAAGGUGGGAGGAUGCAGGAGACGAGGGGGGGCUGGAUUAUUCCACUUCUUCAAGUGUAGUGAAUUAUUUUGUUGAUGCGGUUAAGAAGGCCACAGUAAAAAAAGCAUUUGGGCUGUUCAAAGGGGAAAUAGAUGUAAACGAAUUGAAAGACAAGAUGACUACGCAUUUGAUAAGCAAGAAUGUAAGCUACCAAAUAACCAAAACACUUGUAGAGGAUAUCAUGUCGGAGCUGGCAGAAGAAGAGAUAAAAAGCGUUUCCGAGAAAACAUUUAAGGAAAAGAUGGCCAAUGUGCUCAGUAAGCUUAUUCCAUCUGUAGACCACGAGGAGAUGCUGGACAGAAUAAGAGGGCACAAGGGGGUGUUUUCUAUUUGCUUCGUUGGGGUGAAUGGAGUUGGAAAAAGUACAUCUCUGGCCAAAAUAUGCUACUGGCUGCUGCAGAACAAGCUUAGGGUGUACAUAGCUGCAUGCGAUACAUUCAGAGCGGGGGCUAUUGAACAGCUCAAAACACACGUGGAGAGAUUCAAACUAGGAGGCCAUCUAGUCGGAUUCUAUGAGAAAGGAUACGGAAAAGACGAUGCCUCUGUCGCAAGAUGUGCCAUUCAGGAGGCCCAGCAUGAAGGAUAUGAUGUUAUUCUGAUUGAUACAGCAGGUAGGAUGCACAAUAAGAAGAACCUCAUGGCUUCUCUUACCAAGCUAAUGAAAAUCAACAGGCCUGAUCACAUCAUAUAUGUGGGAGAGGCAUUGGUUGGAUCGGAUAGUCUGGACCACAUUAGAGAGUUUAACAAAGCAAUUAGAGAUGCAGAUCAAUCAAGAAAAAUCGACAGUAUACUUCUUACGAAGGUUGAUACGGUAGAUGACAGAAUAGGGCAGAUCCUGAAUAUGGCCUUUUCUUCCCACGCUCCCAUUUUAUUCUUGGGUGUCGGGCAGUCAAACUCGGACUUGUCCAAGAUAGGGUCCGAAGAUAUUGUAAGCAGUCUUAUGUCUGAUUAA
Messenger RNA from Encephalitozoon cuniculi GB-M1, 1278 nucleotides. RefSeq lists its product as uncharacterized. Gene Ontology annotation, biological process: SRP-dependent cotranslational protein targeting to membrane. Gene Ontology annotation, molecular function: ATP hydrolysis activity; GTP binding; GTPase activity. The record is from RefSeq and is marked provisional. NCBI's taxonomy places the organism in Eukaryota, Fungi, Microsporidia, Unikaryonidae. Gene Ontology annotation, cellular component: endoplasmic reticulum membrane. The transcript has a single exon. Bases 1 to 1278 code for a protein of 425 amino acids.